This is a messenger RNA of Guyanagaster necrorhizus, 1542 nucleotides long. RefSeq names its product 6-phosphogluconate dehydrogenase. Bases 26 to 1495 code for a protein of 489 amino acids. The transcript is spliced from 11 exons. Gene Ontology annotation, biological process: pentose-phosphate shunt. The record is from RefSeq and is a predicted model, not a curated record. Lineage: Eukaryota; Fungi; Basidiomycota; Agaricomycetes; Agaricales; Physalacriaceae. Gene Ontology annotation, molecular function: phosphogluconate dehydrogenase (decarboxylating) activity; NADP binding.
ACCACCCGUCCUUCUUACAUCAGAAAUGGCUACAGGAGACAUUGGACUCAUCGGCCUGGCCGUUAUGGGCCAGAACUUAAUACUGAACAUGAACGACAAAGGCUUCACCGUCGUAGCCUACAAUCGUACUGUCGAGAAAGUGGAUCAUUUCUUGGCCAACGAAGCGAAAGGUACUAACAUUCAAGGCGCUCACUCCAUCGAGGAACUGUGCGCAAAGCUGAAGAGGCCCCGCAAAAUCAUUUUACUGGUUAAGGCUGGCGCGGCAGUUGACUCAUUCAUUCAACAGCUCAUUCCCUAUCUUGAGCCCGGUGACAUUAUCAUUGAUGGCGGAAAUUCUCACUAUCCUGAUUCUAUCCGUCGCACGAAGGAGCUGGAGUCCAAAGGGUUCCUCUUCGUUGGCUCUGGUGUUUCAGGUGGUGAGGAAGGUGCCAGAUAUGGUCCGUCUCUUAUGCCUGGUGGUUCGCCCGCGGCUUGGCCCGCCAUCAAAGAAAUAUUCCAGAAAACUGCAGCCCAGGCAUACGGUGAGCCUUGCUGCGACUGGGUCGGGGAGACGGGGUCGGGUCACUACGUGAAGAUGGUUCACAAUGGCAUUGAAUACGGAGACAUGCAGCUGAUCGCUGAAGCCUAUGACAUCCUCAAACGUGGUUUAGGUCUCUCAGAAGACGAAAUUGCUGAUAUCUUUUUGAAAUGGAAUAAGGGCGUCCUUGAUUCAUUCCUCAUUGAUAUUACAGCCAACAUCCUCAAAUUCAAGGAUGAUGACGGUGAACCGGUAGUCACCAAAAUCUUGGACAAAGCUGGUCAGAAAGGUACCGGAAAAUGGACUGCUAUCGCUGCCUUGGAUGCUGGAAUGGCCGUCACACUUAUUGGUGAAGCAGUUUUCGCCCGUUGUCUCUCCGCUAUAAAAGACGAGCGUGUGCGCGCAAGCAAGACUAUUUCCGGACCUCAAAGAGAGCCCUUCCGUGGAGAUAAACAGUUGUUCAUUGAUGAUCUUGAGCAAGCUCUGUAUGCUUCCAAGAUUAUUUCUUACACUCAAGGAUUCAUGCUCAUGCGAGAGACCGCGAAGGAGCUUAGUUGGAAUUUGAAUUAUGCCGGCAUUGCCAGUAUGUGGCGUGGUGGGUGUAUCAUCAAGAGUGUAUUCUUGAAGGACAUCACCUCCGCGUACAACAAGAACCCCAAGUUGGAGUCCCUUCUCUUUGAUGACUUCUUCAACAAAGCCGUUCACAAGGCUCAACCAGGUUGGAGACGUGUCAUUGCUCAAGCUGUGCUUUGGGGCAUCCCCACUCCUGCUUUUAGCACUGCAUUGGCUUUCUUCGAUGGCUAUAGGAGUGAGAUCGUUCCUGCGAACUUGUUGCAAGCACAGCGUGAUUACUUUGGCGCUCACACAUUCCGCGUUCUUCCCGGAAAGGAAAAUGAUAAGUUCAAGUUGGGCGAGGAUAUUCAUGUCAACUGGACUGGCCGCGGCGGUAAUGUUUCUGCGUCUACCUAUAGCACAUAAGGACACAGGCUGUUGUAUUUUUUCCCGUUAGAGCUGCGUAAGCCUGG